Messenger RNA from Rodentolepis nana, 465 nucleotides. The record is from the annotation of a GenBank genome assembly. Lineage: Eukaryota; Metazoa; Platyhelminthes; Cestoda; Cyclophyllidea; Hymenolepididae.
UUAGUAUUGAGAUUUGUAAAGGCGAGGGAGGUGUUCCAAACCAGGAGGUAUGUAGAUUCGCCCUUGGAGAGAGGAGAAUUGAACAACACGAUUGAACCAUCGCAUUGCAUUCAAGGAGGCCACAUAGUACUUCUCUAACCGUGUCAAAUCCAUUAGUUUUGGCAAAAUUUUCAAUCCAUCGUCAAGUUGUUCAAAGUUCUCAAAAAUGGCAUUUUCGGUCUCCGUGGCGUCAGGCGUGAGAGCGGAAAUGCGUCGUACAAGCUCGUCGUAGAGCAGCGAGUCGCCGGAUAUGGCGAGAGCGUCAGUCAAGGUGGCCAUAACGUGAAGGAGAAUGUGAACAAUGCAGUGACCAAGAUUGGGGAAUGCACAACUCAACCGGCAGAAAGCUGGACCACAAGCCAAAAGAACUGCGGGCAGGUCAUUCACACAGAGGACAGCUGCAUUGUGGGUAAAAUAACAAUGUAA